Messenger RNA from Colletotrichum lupini, 3906 nucleotides. Its product is annotated as FHA domain-containing protein. The record is from RefSeq and is a predicted model, not a curated record. The coding region runs from base 1 to 3906 and encodes 1301 amino acids. Gene Ontology annotation, cellular component: membrane; glycosylphosphatidylinositol-mannosyltransferase I complex. The transcript is spliced from 10 exons. Lineage: Eukaryota; Fungi; Ascomycota; Sordariomycetes; Glomerellales; Glomerellaceae. Gene Ontology annotation, molecular function: GPI mannosyltransferase activity; alpha-1,4-mannosyltransferase activity; protein binding. Gene Ontology annotation, biological process: GPI anchor biosynthetic process.
AUGGCAACAUGGGGAUUUGAAGCUUCAACCCCCGAAACUCACAUUCGCUUCAGCGCAUCGUUUCUUUCCGGGCAUAUUCAAUGGCUUUCUGGUCACAUCUCACCCGAUUCAUAUUCCAGCAUGGCCGGCCUCGACGCGUUCUUCCGGCCCGUGCCGCUCUUCGGCGCCGCCGCGCUCCUCCGUGUGGCGAUGCUAUACUACGGCCUGUGGCAGGACGCCAACUCCGCCGUCAAGUACACCGAUAUUGACUAUCUGGUCUUCACCGAUGCCGCUCGCUUCACUGCUCAAGGGCGCUCACCCUACGAUCGCGAAACUUACCGCUACACGCCACUUUUGGCCUGGAUGCUUGUGCCUACGGCGUGGCAAGGAUGGUUCUCAUUCGGCAAGGUUGUUUUCGCGGUCGCUGACUUGCUGGCCGGGUUCUUGAUCGUGCGCAUUCUCGAGAGACGUGGCGUGGAGAUGGGGAGAGCACUGAAGUUUGCCAGUAUCUGGCUGCUGAACCCCAUGGUCGCAACGAUCAGCACCCGUGGGAGCUCGGAGGGACUCCUGGGUGUGUUGGUCAUGGCGCUGCUUUGGGCUGUGCUCGAAAGACGGAUAACGCUGGCUGGGCUGUUGCUUGGCUUCGGAGUCCACUUCAAGAUAUAUCCAUUCAUCUAUGCGCCAGCAAUUGUGUGGUGGAUGGAUGAGGAGAUGCUCGGCCGAAAGGGGGCAGAUCCCGCCCAGACGCAGACUAUUGGCGAAGCCUUGGUCAAGUUUGUCAAUGCUGAGAGAGUCAAGUUGGCCGCCGUCAGUCUCGCGACCUUCAUGGGACUCAACAUUGCCAUGUAUUCUAUCUAUGGCACGCCAUUCUUGGCGCACACCUACUUCCACCACGUCACCAGGAUCGACCACAGGCACAACUUCAGCCCUUACAACGUGCUAUUGUAUUUGACGUCCGCUUUCCCUUCCACAGCUACCAUCCGCAUUGAAUCUAUCGCCUUUCUCCCACAGAUCCUGCUGUCAACAGUGCUCAUUCCGGUCAUCUUAGCAAAGAGGGACCUUGCAACUUCGAUGAUGGCUCAGACCUUUGCUUUCGUGACCUUCAACAAAGUCUGUACAAGCCAGUAUUUCUUGUGGUACAUGGUCUUCCUGCCCAUUUACCUCCCCGGCUCGACGUUUCUCAAGAACCCGAAGCUCGGGGCGACUGCUUUGGGCCUGUGGAUUGUGUCCCAGGCUGCUUGGUUACAGCAGGGCUUCAAUCUAGAGUUCUUGGGCAUUAGCACCUUCUUCCCAGGCUUAUUCGCGUCAUCCGUAGGAUUCUUCCUCGUUAACUGUUGGAUCCUGGGCAUCAUGGUCAGCGAUGGCGAUUCAACAGCCUUGGGAAGCUCAAAGGGGGUGUGGUUGUUGCCUGAAAGUGGACACGUGAUCCGGCGUCACUUUCCCGCGAUGGAACGCGUGCUUCAAAGCCAGCACCCGGACCACGCGCCAGUCCGCGGCGCUUUCCUCCGUAGACAGAUCGCAAUGUGGCUAUUAGAGACUGACGGUAAUGUCUUCGAAGGGCGACGGCUUUGGCUCCGGCCAGGCAAACGAUAUCUCUUCGGCCGAACGGACUCGGAACCCGGACAACUGGCCAUCUCUCAUAAGACCAUCUCGCGCAAACAUCUGACCAUCGAGGUCGACAAUGUGUCCGACGGCGAUAGCCAACAUCUCUCCCGCCGAUCGACCGUCACAAUCGAAGACUUGGGCACCAAGACCGGGACGACUGUAGACGGGCACAAAUACAAGGGCGAGAAGCAUGUCGUGGCCGCAGCUUCAGCAGAGAUUAAGAUGGGUGGCUGCCCUGACAUGUUCCGCUUGACCUGGCAACCUGUGGCGCUCACGUUCAGCUUCUCAAGCCGAGAAAUGCAGUCCGACCCCUUUUCGCGACUGCGUGUCGACCUUGAGCAGCUCGACGUGAAGUUGUUGGCGGAUUAUAACAUUCAGCAUACAACACACGUUGUCACAAAGAAGCGCAACACUUCCAAGGGAUUGCAGGCGCUGAUCAACGGAAGGUACAUCGUUGCAGACUCCUUCGUGGACGCCAUUGUCGCGGCCGCGACACCUCCAGAAGACGACGAUAUUACUGCAUCCUCUGCUUUGGAAACGGACUUUGAUGGCAACUGGCCAGAUCCGUUGAAUCAUCUGCCUCCUCGUGGUGGCGAGCCUGUCGAAAGGCCUCCAUCCGCGUAUGCGCCGGACGAGGCCCGCUUGGAAAUCUUUGAGGGGUAUACCUUUAUUUUCUACGACAAGGGACAGUUCGAUAAUCUUCUGGCGCCUAUCACCAACGGCAAGGGCAAGGCUCUAUACACAAAGGUCGAUCCAAAGUCAACAACAGUGGACGACUUCGUUCUCUACGUUAAAACGGAAGCUGGCGAGAAAGGCCUCGGUUCAUUUGACGACGGUAGCGAAGGACGAGGUGUCGUAGUUGUCCGCUUCGUACCGAACAAAGGUGACGCUGUGGAUUGGUAUGCCGACUUUUUCACUCAGGUCUCUCUCCGACUUGAUCACAGACCCAUCGAACAAAACGAGUUCCUCGAGGCCAUCCUCAUCAAAGAUGCCAGCAUAUUGCGCCGGCCUUUGGAGAUGGACCCGACGCAGGGCCCGUCAAGCACAACACCGCAAGAAGAGGUGGCAAGAGUUGACUCCAACUCAAUGGAUAUAGAUCAGCCGACUACGUCACAGAAUACGCUACAAGAGUCUGCGCCCGCGCCUCAGCCUUCUGCUACCAGAAGUCGGGUGCGGAGGGCACCGACGAGACGCUUUGCUGGAUUUGACGCGGAUGAUGAUGAUGACGACGCCUUCACUCCUUCAGUUGUUGAGAGCAAAUCGGUCGAGGCCGAAGCUGGGGACGAAGGAUUGUUUGUUUCUCAAGACGCGCACGCGUCUAACGAUGUAGCCGAACCAUCACCAGAUACGAACAGACGAUCCCAAAGGAAACGCCCUGCAGCGCAGGACGAUGACAUUGAGGAUAUCAUCCCGACAGCUGCCGCAGUGAAAAGGCGAAGGAUCGCCGCCGGAGAAGAGCCUGUUCCGCGAAACGAAUCACCCGAGCCCGCGGAACCGGAGCCAAAGCCUGCCCCCAAGGUCAAGAAGGUGAAGAAGGAGAUUGACGUUCUAGACGUCGCCCGCCAGCAGAGGGAAGCGAUGGAGGCCCGUCUCAAGGCAGAGAAGGAAGAUUUAGCCAAUUUGCCUGACGAUGUUGACUUGGAGCAAAUCCGCCGGUUGCACAUCGUCGAGGAGAUGCCUCUACGUCAGCCACCAGCCAACAGAAGUCACGAUAAAGAUGAUGAGAAUGGCAGGUGGGAUCCACGGUGGAACGGGAGGAAGAAUUUCAAGCGCUUCAAGCCGCGGGGUGAACUCACGGGGCGGCCACCUCAAAAGGUCAUCGUGACCCUGACGCAAGUCAAGCCCAAGGAAUUUGGUAUCGGAGACGAUUACUGGCUAGAGGACGACAGCCAGCGCAAGAAGAAGGGCAACGAGAGCCAGAAGAGCGGCACAGCCCAGGACGAGCCUGCGCCCCCGCCACCGCCAGCAGCUGUGUCUCGGCCUACGUCGCGACAACAGCGUGUUGUCUUGAGUGAUGACAGUGAAGAGGAUGAAGACAUACCCGAUACCCAGGCUGAGCCCGCACCAGAGCCAGAGCCUGAACCUGAACCUGAGCCGACGCCGGCGUCACGGUUGAGGAGUACGCAGGCGACGACGGCUACGCAGUCACAGAACACCACGCAGAGCCAGUCGACGAGACAAACUCGCGGGAAGAGGGCCGCGCCGGAACCUGCCAAGGAGCCGCCAGCGAAGAAGCCGAGGGCCACGCGGCAAGUCAUUGAAGUUGCGGAUAGUGACGACAGCGAAGAUGAGCUCAAGUUCAAGUUUGGCCGGAGGCGUUAA